Molecule: messenger RNA, 1884 nt
Organism: Amblyraja radiata (thorny skate)
Lineage: Eukaryota; Metazoa; Chordata; Chondrichthyes; Rajiformes; Rajidae
Gene: wnt9a
Product: wingless-type MMTV integration site family, member 9A
Exons: 5
Coding region: 1-1134 (377 amino acids)
Biological process (GO): neuron differentiation; multicellular organism development; canonical Wnt signaling pathway
Cellular component (GO): extracellular region
Molecular function (GO): frizzled binding; cytokine activity
Source: RefSeq, a predicted model, not a curated record
AUGUUGACAGGUGCAUCCAGAGGUGUAUCUGAACUAACCCCACCAUCGGGCCCUGGUCUGGCCCGCAGCCAGCGCCUAUUUACACUAGACCUUGUUUGUCCUGCCCAUUUUGGUUUAACGGGCAAUGAGCCCCUCACCAUCCUGCCACUGAGCCAGGCAGCGGAGCAGACCCACGGCAAGGCCCACUUCAAGGUGUGCGACCGGCUGAAGCUGGAGCGCAAGCAGCGACGGAUGUGCCGGCGAGACCCUGGUGUGGCCGAGACCCUGAUGGAAGCCAUCAGCAUGAGCGCCCUGGAGUGCCAGUACCAGUUCCGCUUCGAGCGCUGGAACUGCACGCUGGAGGGACGCUACCGAACCAGCCUGCUCAGGAGAGGGUUCAAAGAGACGGCCUUCCUCUACGCCAUCUCCUCGGCGGGCCUGACCCACGCGCUGGCCAAGGCCUGCAGCGCCGGGCGCAUGGAGCGCUGCACCUGCGACGAAGCCCCCGACCUGGAGAACCGCGAGGCCUGGCAGUGGGGCGGCUGCGGGGACAACCUCAAGUACAGCAACAAGUUCGUCAAGGAGUUCAUGGGGCAGAAGAAGUCUAACAAGGAUCUACGGGCACGCGUGGAUCUGCACAACACUAACGUCGGUGUCAAGGUGAUCAAGUCUGGGGUGGAGACAACCUGCAAGUGCCACGGUGUAUCAGGAUCUUGCACGGUGCGGACCUGCUGGAGGCAGCUGGCCCCGUUCCAUGAGAUCGGCAAGCUGCUGAAGCUGAAGUACGAGACGGCACUGAAGGUGGGCAGCACCACCAACGAGGCAACGGGCGAGGGGGACAUCACGCCGCCCAAGAAGCCCCCCGCCCCCGCCGCCCCCGCUGCUGCCGCCCACCACCACCAGAUCCCAAGGACUACUGACCUGGUGUACAUCGACGACUCGCCCAGCUUCUGCCGGCCGAGCAAGUACUCGCCGGGCACCGCCACCAGGAAGUGCUACAAGGACAAGAACUGCGAGAGCAUCUGCUGUGGCAGGGGCCACAACACCCAGAGCAGGGAGGUGAAGAGGCCGUGCCAGUGCCAGGUGCGCUGGUGUUGCUACGUGGAGUGCAAGCAAUGCAUGCAACAGGAGGAGAUCUACACAUGCAAAGACUAGCCCGCUUGGCAGAGUCGAGCUGAGAGAGAGGGCAAGGGAGCAGAGCGGAGAUGGGGGAGUAGUGUGUGUGUGUGUGAGGGGGGUGGUUUGGGGGGGGGGAAUGGACCCGCUCGAAGAAAGGACAAAGUCAAAUCCCAGAAGCAGACUGUCUCCGGCGACUAUCCACGACUCCAACGACCGCGGCAAGUUGCGCUUGACUGGCUGGGACGGUCGUAAGUCGGCUUCAACUCCCCACCAAAGUAUCUUUGCUCCCCCACCAGCCGUCGCGGGGCACGGUGAACUGCCGAGGAGUGAACUUUAACGCGUGGCGUGAAGACCUGGGGCCACUAGGAGCAAAUGGCUCGGAGGUUGGACAACUUUUGGCUCCAAUUAAAAAAUGACCGCUGGCCUUCGUUCAGGCCAACCCGCUCAGAGGUCCAAAGCAACCCCCCCCCCCCCCCACAUUGAAGUUCCACUGAACAAACUUUCUCAAUGAAGCUUCCCAAAUAUUGGGAGCGUGGAGAGACGGGAAAGGCUCGACAACUCCAUCAAAGGGUGCAACUGUGAAGAAAUAGAUUGUCAAGGCCAUUUGUAACCAACGACAUAGGGUGACAGACUUUGGUCGAAAGGUCCAGCAUGGGAACAGGCCCUUCGGCCCGCCGAGUCCACGCCGAACCGUUCAAUGCUAUCCCACUUUUCUCAUCCACCCGCUACACACUAGAGCCUCUCCAUCUUGUACGGAGAGCAAUUUCACCCAGCUAUCCAUUGCAC